CAAAUGAAUAGCGAAUUCGUUUAUUUUUUGUAGAUUUUUUGAAUAUUAGCUAAAUUAGACGCAGUGAUGGGACUUCAGACUAUUCAGACCUUUUGUCGAUUGCGUCCUACUGGUGAAGAAGACGUCAAAUACAUUAUUCAUCAACCGAUAAAAGAAGAUGAAGCAGAAGACGACAAAACAUCGAUAAGCUCGAAGUCAGCGCCGUGGGAAGCUUUGGACUUUCAUUUGCCAGCUCAUAAAGUGAAUCCAUAUAGUAGUCCAAAAGAGAAGAAAUACAGUUUUUUGUUCAGAAAAGUUUUUGACCAAGACGCUAGCCAAGAGGAAGUUUUUGAAAUAACAGCAAAGCCUGUAUUAGACAAUGUAUUAUCUGGCUACAACGGAACUAUUUUUACUUACGGCCAAACUGCAACGGGAAAGACGUACACAAUAUUAGGUGAAGAAUUUGAAACUUUAGAUUCUACAGAACGCGGAAUCAUGCCACGGUCGAUAUGUUACUUGUUCGAUAAACUAAAUGUGACGAAAGAGGAGGAAGGAGGACAUUUUGAAGUUCAAAUUUCGUACCUGGAAAUAUACAAGGACGUGGGAUACGAUCUUCUGAGCGGCACGCGGGAGAAACGAAAGGUGACAAAGUUUGACGACUUGCAACAAGUUAUUAGCAGGACUGAUGCAAAAAACAAACUCCAUCUUGUUCAUUUAUCUACGCACUCUGCAAAGACAAAAGAGGAGGCGUUAGAACUGUUCAUUAGAGGAAGCCAAAAUAGAAUAUUAGCCGAAACUUACGUCAACGACGCAUCAUCACGUUCACAUUGUGUUUUUACAAUUUUACUUCGAAUCAAGGAAGAAAAGGAAUCAACAAAAAUACAGAUUUCUAAAAUGAAUUUUGUUGACUUGGCUGGAUCUGAAAGAGUUGGUAAAACACACAAUGCAGACAGGUCGCUUCUAGCCGAAGCGCGAAAUAUAAAUCUAUCGCUGCAUCAUUUGCAGCAAGUCAUUGUAGCCCUCGGAAAAACGGAAUCAAAAGUGAGAAGACCAAAAAACAAAAAAUUUAGGCACCGGGAUAACGAUAAACAUGUACAUGUGCCUUAUCGAAACACCAUGAUCACAUCUGUUUUGAGGGGUAGCCUUGGAGGAAACUGCUUAACAAGUAUGGUAGCAACGGUGAGUGUUCAAAACGAAAACAUUCAGGAAACUUUAUCAACUUGUCAAUUCGGACAGCGUGUUGCAAGAAUACAGAACAGAGCCGUUAUCAAUCAAUCAGCUGAUCUCGAAGCUGUGGUUUCCAGACUCGAAGAAGAAAAUAGAAGGUUGAGAGAUAAACUUCGUGAAGCUACUUCUUCGAAAAUUGAAGAACCUUUGACCGAAGAAGAAAUGCAAACAAUGUUUGAAUUGGUUACAGAAUAUUUGGCAUCCGAGGAUGGCGAAAAAGAACUAGAAGUUGUUGAAGGAGCCAAAAGAAUACAAUUUUGUUAUCAAAGGUUGAAAGAGUACGCCGUUAGUGGCACAAAGAAAAAGAAACGUAAAGGAUUUUUUGGGUAAUGAUAUGUAACAAUGUCAAUAAACAUAAUUAUGACGGAGGUUAUAGGUAUCACGGAACUUUUUGAGCACGCAGUGUUAUAUGUAUGCUUACGAUAUUUUGUGAUGUGAAAAUGGAACACUGGUAUUUGUGCAAGCUACAUUCUCGCCAUGUCAUGGUGUGUUUAAUAGCCACUCUCAUUUGCAAUAUAUUUCAAAUGAAAUUAUAUAUAUUACUUGUUUCAUGCUAUACGUUAUUGAUCUGUAAAUAAGAUUUUAAACGGAAAUAACCUAUUUCUGUAAGAUAUUUUCCAUCACUUCUAUGUUUAAGCACGCACUAUUCAGAGCACGAUAGACUAGUUCUGAAUGAUCACAUAUUCAAGUAUUUGCUCGAAUCAUAUUAUUUAUCGUUUACUACGGAAUAUCUUUAUAAGAUAUAUUUAGUUAUUAUUACUUAGUUGUGUUUAGAAUUAAAAAAACAAACAAAAUUAGUAAAAA
Styela clava is the source of this 2010-nucleotide messenger RNA. The record is from RefSeq and is a predicted model, not a curated record. Lineage: Eukaryota; Metazoa; Chordata; Ascidiacea; Stolidobranchia; Styelidae.